AUGGCUGCUGCUGCUAAAUGCUCUAACCGAACUGGUACCGGUAGUUUAGAAAGCGAGCUGACGUGUCCUGUGUGCUGGGAAAUCUUCAAGCAGCCACUGAAGCUACCUUGCGAGCACGAUCUCUGCCGAGAAUGUGCCGACAGUUUGUUGAAAUCGCAGUUCGCGAUCAGCGGGAGGCAGCCACGAAGUUUUCGCUGUCCGGAAUGCAGGGAGAAAGUCGUCAUAGACGGUCGUGGCAUCGACAGUCUACGUCGAAAUGUUCGUCUACAGAACAUCAUUGAGAGGUUUGUUUGCGGGAAUACAUCGGCGACCCAGAAGGAUGAGAAUGUUGUCGAUAAUGCCGUAAUGAUUGAAAAGACCGCCAGCGCCAAGGGUUCAGUCGGUGCAAAUCUAUCCGUGGAACAGAUAAAGGAAAUUUUAUCUUCUGAGAACGAAGAGUUGUUUGUGGCCAACAACGAAAUAGAAGAUUUUAUUGAGGAAAUGGGAAAUUUUAAAUAUCUGAUCAAGAAAGAUGCGGCAAAGUGCAAAGCGGCAGUCGACAGUGAAAUCGACAUGUUGAUUAGCGCAAUUCUGAAACGAAAGCAGUAUAUCAAAGAGAAAAUAGUAAAACAACAGUUAGAGAAAAUAAGAAUGGUUGAACAUCAAAUUCGAGAUUGUCGUAAGCUUCUUGGCCACGGUCUGAAUACAGCUCUUUACAUAGAGGAUAUUUUGGAGGAAUUUGACGAAACUGCGAUGGUCCAGAAUUUUGGGACCUUGAAGCAAAGUGUUACCCAAGCCAAAAGAAGUAUUAAUAAAUCGUUACAGGAACCAAUCAUGGAACCACAGCUUGGUUUUGUCGUAGAUUUCAAGCUACAAAAAGACGUGCUGGAAAUGUUAGACAUUAUAUCAAGUAAACCGAACAUAAAACUUAGAGAAACUGCCUUACCCAUGUUUUCACCCGUCCCUCUUAUCCCAUUUAUCCCAGUCACAAAUGACAGUAAAUCGCCGGUUACUAUGGCAAUUAUAUCCCAAGAAUCAGCCCAGUUUUCACCAAGGUUUUCCAUGCCUGAUCUUCGAUCUUUGUCAAUAUCUAGUAUGACCCCAUCCCCUCAGUACGGCGUUCAUGCCUACAGGGAGGCGACCUCAAGGUCCGCCUCAUCACUGCCUGUGCACUCUGCAUCAUACCACACUAACGCCUCAGGCUCUACGAAGACGAAAACAAAGGAUUACUCGCUGUUAUUAGUUGGUCGUCACCGUAGUUCCGGUCAUCGCGAUAAACGGAAAAAUAAUCAGCCGCCGAUGACCGAUGUCCCCAGAAACGUUUCCAUAGCAACAAACGGCACACCAGCAGGUGCACCACAAUCGUUUUACGAAGAAUCUGACAUGGUCGCCAUGCCAACAGCAUCACAGAAUUCAGUGGAUUCUCAUGGACCAGAUCCAUCUUCGAACCAUAGACCUGAAUCAUUGACAGAAGAGUCAAGCCCAACAGUUGAGACACCUGAAGGGGAAAGCCCAUCGUAUGUGCCCUGA
Messenger RNA from Saccoglossus kowalevskii, 1509 nucleotides. RefSeq names its product E3 ubiquitin-protein ligase TRIM63-like. The record is from RefSeq and is a predicted model, not a curated record. Gene Ontology annotation, molecular function: ubiquitin protein ligase activity. Lineage: Eukaryota; Metazoa; Hemichordata; Enteropneusta; Harrimaniidae.